GGAGGUCGCGGGAGCGCCCGCGAGGACGCCUUUGGUUAAACUGCAGGGCGAUUGUUUCGGUGGGAGGUGUAAGAGCAGCUUCUGUUUUUAAUUACCUUCUGUCGCUGGCGUGUGAAAAAUUUAUUUUUUUGUUUUGCAUUUACUAUUUAUCGAGCGCUCCCGUCCUCCCCACCCCCAUUAUUAUGCUGUUCCUCCCGAAACAAAUGCCCCGCAAGUGGCCCUCGGACGCGUCGGUGCCGAUGCUUUGGUUCCUCAGCCUGGCUCAUGCCCAGAGGCGUUUGUGGAUGCUCGGGAGCUGCGGGCGUGGGGUGUUCUUGAGGGGCGUGGGGCGUUCUUGAGGGGCGCGGGUUUCCUCGGCACACGUCCUUCGGUCCCGAGGUCAGCAGCAACCUUUCGGGGAGUCGGUUCACCGCAAACAUUUUAUUUGUAUUCCCAGUGCCUGUCUAAAAGGUAAAGAGAAGAGCAGGUGAUGUCGUUGUAGGAGCUUGGGGAGCAUUUUAAUUGGGCGGGUUGCAGAGCUUAAUAUAUUAGCUGUAAAUCAUUUAAAUUUUACUCAAAUAUUAACAUGCACGAAUGUUUAGGUUUUAUUGUGGAUGUACUUUCCUAUACAGUUGGAUUCUCUUUUACUAAUCUAGUAAAGAAAAUUGCUAGAAAAUAACUUAUUAAAAAUAAUCCUCACUCGAGGAUAUGUUUAAUUAAUUUGUCAGAGAGAGAGAGAGAGAGAGAGGAGAGAUGUGAGAGCGAAUCAUCAUCCAUCUGUUGCCUCCCGUACCCGAGCUGGGAGAUGGAACCCACAAUCUAACCGGGAGUGACCCCAGAACCUUUUGGUGUAAGGGAGGAGGACCCUCCAACUAGCUGAGCCACUGGUCAGGGCAAAGUACUUUUUGUUUGGGAAUGAAAGGACAGUAGUGGACUGGGAGAAGGGCACAUGAAUUGGAAUUCUAACUUGAAAACUGAAUGGUGGUCUAGGCCAGACCUAGUUUUUAUUAUGUGUUUUUUUUCAUACAUCAGAUUUCAAGAAACUUAUUAGUAUGCUUUUCACGCACCUCAAACAGAACUUAGUACAGCAGUGUCAUAGCAAUUAAACAGUUUCUUGCAUUUCUAGGACCAGAGAAGUAAAUAUUGUGGAGGGACACAUGUUUGGAGAGAAAUGGGAACAUAGACAGUAAUGAUGAAGGAGUAACAUCAUAUUUAAAGAGAACUUCGGGUGUUCCUGUACAGAGGGGAUUCUUACAUCCAGCCAUAGCUGGGGUUUGUCAGAUUCCUCAAAUUCUGACUUUUACUACGCUUCUACUCCAUCAAAUCAACAAUGAAUUGGAAUGCAAAGCCAGAGAGUGUUACCUUACCACCAGUGUAUUCUAAAAACCAGUCAUCUUUUUUGGAGCCGAGUUUAAUAAAUACACCAUCUCAAGGUUCUUUAAAUUCUCCCGGAAGUAACCAACCUGCAUGCAUGUUUCUUGGUAAUUCAAAUUCCAUUUCACAGCCACUGCUCAACGUCAGAAAUUAUAAAACUCCUCAAGUCUCUGUAUCUGAUAUGCAUAGUGGGGCAGUUUCUGCCUCACAAUCUUCAGUAGAAAGAAUAACAUAUGCAAAUAUGAAAGGACCCAAACAAGUAAAUCACAGUCUGCAAAUGUCUUCAGGACUUGCACAAAAUGUAUGGUUGAACUCGCCAGUGAGGAAUUCUAUAUUUUCUAAUACAGGGGCUACUGUAUCUCAACAAACUGGUUUUAGAACUCAUCUACCCAAUGUAAAUGCACUACAGAAUCAAUUUGUAACAUCAGAUACCUAUUCUAUGCAAGGACAGAUGAUCCCUUCUAAUAUUGUAAGAGAUUCUGUAGUUUAUCAAGGAAACCAGAGACUUACCUCAUCUUUAUCAGAGCAACACGGUGACUGGGCACAACAGCAUACAUCCAAUGGAUUGACUUAUCCAGAUUACAGACCACUUCAAGAGCAAUACAGUUAUCCCCCACAAAGCUUUUUGAAAAAUCCUACUCUUCAGAAACAAAAUCCUAUGCCACUUACAUCAUUUCAAGUUAAAAAUCGUCAUCCUCCAAAUUCUGCAUUGACAUUACCGUCAAAGCAGACUGCAUCCAUACCAUCCUAUCAACAUGCAGUUCCUCACAUUGACAAAAGACAUCCUCCUAUUCCUCCUCCUUACGACUAUAGAUAUGUGAGCCAGCUUUUGCAAAAUACGCAGCAUGUUAACAAACAGUCUAAUACAGACAUUCCUCAGAGUCAAGAAGCACACUUAUCUGAAGUGAGGAAAGACUUUUGCAGAGGCUUUCAACAGCAAAACCUCAAUGAAAAUGUCAACACAAUUGGAAAUUUCUGUAACUUGAAAGUAAAUGCUAACAUCAGCCAGCCUUUUAAUGACCCCAUUACAUCUUCCGUGGCUGGUGUUCAGAUUCUUGCUCAGAAUAAUCAAAUGGAAAGAGUAGAUUCUUGUAAUCUAACUUCAAAUCAAGUACUGGACACAAGUUUCUCAAAAGAAAAGUUAGUCAGAGAUAUUAAAAAAUUAGUAGACAUGAAAAAGAAGUUUUCUGAACUCGCAAGGAAAAUUAAAAUUAGUAAAGAUGUUUUAAUGGCAGCAGGUUGUAUUAAAACAACUGAAAAUUCCUAUUGUAAAUCAGCUCACAAUUCCCAACUGUCUUUGAAACAAACCGCCAAAAUCCAGUCUCGACCACAGGUUACCCGAGUUACUCCAGAGACUGCAGAGGAUCAACCAUCAGCAGUAGUAGAAACUGCAGAAGCAGCAAAUAGAACACACAGUACUUUGAAAUCUACUAUUCAGGACACCAAUUGUAGACAUCUUAACCAGGUCAGUUCCAUUUUACUAAAUUCUGUGUGUUCAGAAAAGGUAACAGUACCAGACCAGUUAAAUGAUUUGAAAGUUACAACCUCUUUAAAGACAUCAACUGUUGGGAGUACCCAUGCAACGUUAAGUAACACCCAGUUUUCAUCUGGAAAUUUAGUCAAUGUUGAAGAAAAUGUGCAAACAAAUUCUGAAACAAUUUUUGUUCCACAGUCAGCCUUUGAGGAAUAUGCUUCAAAAUAUCUGAAUAAAAAUAGGCUACUUCUCAAUCUCCUUGCACAUGGAGAAAAAGCUGAGGCAAACAUAUUAAAAGAUGGUUGUGAAACUAUUCAGGAUUCGAAACCACUCGGUUUUGAAAUGAAUGCCAAUAGCCAAAUCACUGGUAACCAGCUGAACUUGCAAUCCAUGGAAACUCUAAGUACUUGUGAUAUAAAUGCCAAGAUUUCAGAAAAUCCUUUUUGCCAUGACCAUAAAUCGUCAUCAAAUGGAUCAACUUUGAAGAGUGACAGUCACUGUUCUUUGGAAUUGCUAACAACAUGUCUUUCUCUCUGGAAAAAACAACCUUCGGAACCUACAGGUAAAAAACAGUGUAGUGAGUUAACUAACAGAACAGCAGUUGGAAUCUCAAAGCCUGGUGAAUCCUCUGAUAAGGGUCCUUUAUCAGUUGUAGGAAGUUCUCAGAAUAAGAUGAUAAAUUGCUCACACGUAACAGCUCUGCCAAUGGUAGUGCAGAACUAUCAGAUUUCAGGGUCAACUGUUACAAAGGGACCGGAACUUCAAAUUGCUGUAGUGUCACCCUUAAUUCUUUCAGAUAUCAAAACAUUGCCUGUCAAAAGUAUAACAUCUGAAUCGCUACCUGAAACAAUGUAUCCAGUUAUUAAAGAAGGCAGUGUUUGUAGCUUACAGAAUCCAUCAGUAGAUAAUACAAAAGUUACUGCUUUGAAAGUUAAUGAACCAGUUACAAGUACAUCAACAAACAAGAUUUUCCCACUAAUUCAGAAGGAAAAGCAAAAUGUGUUAACUAAUGAAGAUACACGGAAUACCAAUCAAGGAAAUGAUAUAAAUUCAGAACCAGGUAGUCACUAUUCUUUGAGUGAUCAGCAAGCCUCUUCUAAAUCAAUGGACAGUGAUAUUAUGAGUGGUGAUUUGUUACAGAUUGACAAUAUAUGUUCUCUUGUUGAAGGCGAUACAUCUUAUAAUUCCCAAAUAGCAAAGAUAUUUGACCUACCUGUGAAAAAGGUUGAGACACAGAACCCUUCUCUUUCUCUACCCAAUCUCCAAGUGAUUAGUAGUACACAGCAAAAAGAACAAUUAGAUAACAUCACUGAAAAUAAAGAGUUUAGUUUUCAAGCAGGUAAUUUGGUACAGUGUACAGAUGUUUCACAUAAAAGACCAGAUCAGUCACAGUCAUCAUUUUUGAAGAAUGUUGAAGUACAAAAUGAAAUUCCAAUGGAAGUGGAUUUGAAGCGUAUUACUGAAAGAGAAAGUUCAGCUAAAGAUAAGUCUUCAUCAGCUGCUAUUCUGCAGGACAAUAACCCCCAAGAAAUUGAUGUCUUAUGCAAUUACACUGCUCAGAAUCCUGCAGGAAAUGAGAUUCUUGAUAACACAUCUGCCUUAUAUCCACAUGAUCAACUGUCUGAACUUUUAAAAGAGUUUCCCUAUGGUAUUGAAGCAGUGAACACAAGUGAAGGUUCUGCGGCACAACAAAUAACAGACCAAGUCUCAAAAGAUGAGUCUUGUGAUAAAACUAGUUGUGAUUCCAAAGACUCAACAGACCAAAUAAAAAUUACAAUACUAAACUCAGAGCAAAUGAAAGAAUUAUUUCCUGAACAGAAUGAUCAACUCUGUGGAGUAGACAAAUUGACAGAACCUGAGAAAGAAAGCUCUGCCACAAAAGAUGGGAGCCAGUGUGACCCACAAGUAUGUGACGACGGAGAGAGUUGCAAUUCUGUAACGGAUUUGGAGAAAGAUGAUGUCCGUUGCUGUGCAUUAGGGUGGCUCUCUAUGGAGUAUAAAGGAGUACCCCAAUGCCAGUGUAAUUCCGUCAAGGACUCAACUUCGAAGGUAGAAAAAGGGAUAGAUCAGUCUUCUUUGGAAAACGACAAUUGUAAGCAAGAAGAAAGAACUGCUGAUAGAGAUGAUUCCACAGUAUUUAAUAGUCCUCCAAAUAGCAAUCAAACUAUUACUUUGACUUUUCCAGAUGGAAAAGAACAUUUUCCUGAAAUAGAACAAUCCAAGAAUAUAAAAGAUACAUCCAAGACAAAAAACAGCUCACUAAGGACGGAACAAGAAUUAUCUGGUCAAUCUUUAUCUAAAAGUAAUAAAAAGUUAGAUUCCUUGAAAAGUCACAGAAGGAAAAGAAAACUGAAAUUUCAUGAAGUAACGUUUCACUCUAGUAGUAAAAUGAAAUAUUCUCAAGAGAGCUUGCAGAGAAAGCUUGUAGCACAAAACUCACAUCAACUAAAAGCAAAGACAAGCUUCUUGACAAACAAAAAUAAAGAUCUGCAUAUGAAGAAUGGUUCUUUGGUACAGCUAACAUUGCCAGACAAGAGAAAAUUGGAAGUAGGUGACUCUGAACAAAAAGUUCCAGAAAAAAGGAAGUUAGCUAAAGGGAGCAUGCAUAAUUUGGAAAUAAAGCGGAUGAAACAUGAUAAACAAGAGCAGAAUAAAAAUGGUGGUGGUACAUUUAAAAUAAGUAAUUUUUUGUCAAACCCAGAUGAAAGAGCCAAGGUUAAAGAAAAGACAGUAUCAAAUAUUAAGUCUUCAGGCUCUAAGGAUGGUUCAACUAAAAUUAAUAGAGUUCUAUCACUGAAGGAGUAUUUACAAAGGCAGAAGAAUAAAGAAACAGUGGGUAUGAAAGCAUCAAAGAAAAACUAUGGGAAAAAUAUACCAUGUGAUUCUCAAUACAUAAGGUCCAAUAAACUUUCUAUGAAAAUAGAGAGUUGUGGGAAAUCAAACGAGAGACCCAGUAGCAGUGUGCAGUCCUCUAAUGAUUCAUCAAAUACUUGUACAAACCAUGGUAAAAACCUCAAAAUCCACCAUUCUGAGGUAUCUAAAACAUACCUUUCAGGGAAUGUUAAAGAAACAGUUGGUGGAAAGCAAGUUGAUAAAAUGUGGAUUGAUAAAACCAAAUUCAACAAAAACUUAAAGACUAUUAAUGAUGGAUUUGAAGGCAGCCAGAUGUCUGCCCAAGCAAAGGAGCAAAGGAAACAAUAUCUGAACAGAGUUGCAUUUAAGUGUACUGAACAUGAGAGUAUUUGUCUCACAAAAUUUGAAAGUUUACCCAAGAAGUUUAAUAAAGAUGAAGAGAAGAGACUGGAAAACAAACGUAAGAGUCCUUUACCUACGAAAGAUAGCACAGAAAAACAAAGCAUGCUGGAGUUUAAAUUGUGUCCAGAAGGACUGAUUAAUAAGAGUACAGACUCCAUUAAGGAACAGAAGAAUCUGCAACCUUGUCCUAGGAAGGAGCAAGCCCCUUUGCAAGUUACAGGAAUAAAAAGUACAAAGGAAGACUGGAUAAAAGGUGCACUUGAGGAGAAAAGGAUUCCAGAAGCCAACCAAGGAAUAGGAGUCUUUAACUCGGGACCAUUGUGUCGGUUCCAUCACCUCCAAUCUGGCCCCCGAGAGUCUCUUCUGUGUGCAGUGGACGACACUGUCCCAGACACAGCAAUUGGUACAAAGCGGGAAUCUGAUGAGCUCUUCUCUGCCUGCAUUACAGACAGACUUAACUCAGAUUCCACAACAAACGGAAACAACAGCAAGAAGUUCAAAGGUGACAAGAGAUGUGCAGGUGUGCCUUCCAGAGUGAUCCAUAUCGGGAAGCUCCCCAUAGAUGUCACCAUGCUUGAGAUCAUUUUUCUGGGACUGCCCUUUGGGAAGGUCACCAACCUCCUGAUGCUGAAAAGUAAACAACAGGCUUUGAUCGAGAUGAACACACAGGAGGCAGCCAACACCAUGAUGGAGUACUACACCUCAAUGACACCCAUCCUUCGUGGCCAGCCUAUCUCCAUCCAUUUCUCCACCUACAAGGGACUUAAUACUGACAACUCACACAAUCAGGCACAGGUCCAGGCAUCCUUGAAGGCUGUGAACUCUGUUCAAUUGGGGAACCAGGUGCUGGCUGCCUCUUCUGCUGCUGUGGAUGAAGGGAUGGCAAUGAUCGGCCCAACCCCAGUUCUCAGGAUCAUGGUAGAGAACCAUUUCUACCCUGUCACCCUGGAUGUGCUUCACCAGAUCUUUUCCCAGUUUGGCACAGUACUGAAAAUCAUCAUUUUCACCAAGAACAACAAGUUCCAGGCACUGCUGCAGUAUGCCGAACCUGUGAGUGCCCAGCAUGCAAAGCUGUCGCUGGAUGGGCUGAAUAUCUACAAUGUUUGUUGCACACUCCACAUCGACUUUUCCAAGCACACCAAUCUCACUGUCAAGUACAACAAUAACAGGAGCCGAGACUAUACAUCUCUGGAACUGCCCACUUGUGACAGUCAGUUAUCUCUGGAACAAACCAUGACUGGGACAUUCAGUGCAUCUGCGAUAAUGUCAACCUCUCUGAAUGCAGGAGCUGGUUCCCCUCCCACCUUUGCCAUGCCUCAAGCUGCAGGCCUCUCUGUUCCCAAUGUGCAUGGGACCCUGGCCCCACUGGUUAUCCCAUCAGCAGGAAUGGCAGCACCAGUGGGCCAGAUUGCUAUCCCAGGCCUGGCAGGGGCAGGAAAUUCUGUCCUGCUGCUCAGCAAUCUCAACCCUGAGAUGGUCACACCCCAAAGCCUCUUUAUUCUUUUUGGUGUGUAUGGUAAUGUACAGAGGGUGAAGAUUUUGUUAAGUAAGGAGAAUGCCCUGGUACAGAUGGCAGAUGGGAGCCAGGCCCAGCUGGCUAUGAGCUACCUCAGUGGGCACAAGCUGCACGGGAAGCCAUUGACUAUCACUUUGUCCAAGCGCAAGGAUGUGAAGCUGCCAUGCGAGGGCCAGGAGAUUCAGGGACUCACCAAGUACUAUGGGAACUCACCCCUGCACCGCUUCAAGAAGCCAGGCUCUAAGAACUCCCAGAACAUCUUCCCGCCCUCAGCCACCCUGCACGUCUCCAACAUUUCACUCUCCAUAUCCGAAGACUACCUCAAGACCCUUUUCUCCAGCAAAGGCAGAAAUGUCAAAGCAUUCAAGUUCAAGAAGAACAGGCAGAUGGCGCUGAUUCAGAUGGGUUCAGUGGAGGAAGCCAUCCAAGCGCUCAUUGACCUGCACAAUCACCCUGUGGACAAGAAAUACUACCUGUGGGUGUCUUUUUCCAAGUCCACUGUCUAGCACCACCACCAAGGACCAUCCUGUCAGGCAGUCCUGGUGAUAGCUUCUGUCAUUCCAGAAGAGAGCCACAAAAACAGUCACUUUUAUAGCGGCUGAAGUGACCUUGAAAGACCAGAGACUUUUAUCAUUUAUCUUGUGGAGAUGGGAUAAUAGACUCACGCCCUUGAUGACAUGUUGGCAGUAUGUCCGUUCCUCCUCGGCCCCUUCUUCAACCUGUGGGGUGGGUGUUCCCAAACCUCCACUAGACUUGCUUGUGCCUUAAUACCCACUGCUCUGGCAUGGCUUUCUUAUGGUAUCAAAUGCUUAGAGGUUGGAAACUGAAUUGGCUGCCUCUGGCAGGGAUCCUGUACCUGAUAUACAGGAGGUUGCCAGUUCCAGGGAUUGUUGACAUCCGAAUCCUGUUAUUCAAGUGUGUGUUUAAUCAAGUGUCUUCAUUUAUAUUCAAAAUGAAUAAAGUCCAACCUUUUAUAUAACAUGAUAAAAAUGUAUGAGUGUAAUUUAAAUUUCCUUCUGAAAUGACCUUGAGUAAUGUUGAUACAUGUAUGUUGUGAUAUCAGCAAUUAGAGGAUCAAUAUUGUUAAUGUGGAAGAACACGGCACAUACCGCUGCCUGCCUGAUCGCUUGUAAUGUGGAGAUAACUGAAUUAAAGUGAUUUUUAGCACAGCUCUGCCUUUUUUGCAGGCUUUCUGAUCAUGUUGUAGAAGGCAGUUUGGCCUGUCUGUACUGAACUUUGGACAAACUCUGUAUUCUGCAAAAAAAAAAAAAAGAUUCAGUGCUCAUGUGUAUCAAUGAUAGGAAGAUAUGGGGAGGGGAUGCAGCGAUCUAUUUUCUAAGUGUAAUUGAGUUAUUUGGAUGAGAGACUGAUUAUGCUAAAUGUU
Molecule: messenger RNA, 8982 nt
Organism: Molossus molossus (Pallas's mastiff bat)
Lineage: Eukaryota; Metazoa; Chordata; Mammalia; Chiroptera; Molossidae
Gene: RESF1
Product: retroelement silencing factor 1
Exons: 6
Coding region: 1310-8104 (2264 amino acids)
Biological process (GO): regulation of RNA splicing; regulation of cell differentiation; mRNA processing
Cellular component (GO): nucleus
Molecular function (GO): histone methyltransferase binding; mRNA binding
Source: RefSeq, a predicted model, not a curated record